Messenger RNA from Fusarium redolens, 2022 nucleotides. Its product is annotated as fungal-specific transcription factor domain-containing protein. Lineage: Eukaryota; Fungi; Ascomycota; Sordariomycetes; Hypocreales; Nectriaceae. The record is from RefSeq and is a predicted model, not a curated record. Gene Ontology annotation, molecular function: DNA-binding transcription factor activity, RNA polymerase II-specific; DNA binding; zinc ion binding. The coding region runs from base 1 to 2022 and encodes 673 amino acids. Gene Ontology annotation, biological process: DNA-templated transcription; regulation of DNA-templated transcription. The transcript is spliced from 5 exons.
AUGUCGACUCCCGACGAGACGGAUCCUACACCGUCUAAUCGUCGCAAAGCUUGCGAUUUGUGCUUUACAAAAAAGAUCAAAUGCGACAUGCUAAAGCCGGAUUGUUCAAAUUGCAUUCUUUAUAAUACAAGUUGCCGAACUAGCAUCAUUAGACGGAAGCCUAAUUCUGCGAGAGUUAGAGCAGGGGCUAAACAACAAGAAGAGAACAAUCGCCAAGAAGGCCUUGAAGCAAGGUUAGCUCGUAUUGAGGAACAGCUUCAAAUCGUUCUGAACGCCGCCAAAGAUGCUCAAACUGCUAGACCGCAAUGGCCACAAGAUGACCAUUCCAGCCCAGGUGAUUCAGCGGAAUCAGUUAUCAACAACUCCGCAACUUUUGAAGAGAUGGCCAAACGAGGAUUUGCUUGGAAAUUCGAUCCAGUUAAUCCAGCAGUUUACCAGGGUCCUCAACCAAACUCGUGGGAAUUACCCCCUCUCGAUGAAAUUCUACCUAUAGUAGACCACUACUUCACAACCUUCAACGGCGUCAUUCCUCUCUUCCAGCAGUCAGAGUUCAUGAAACUUCUCACAACAUGGUAUAAACAACCCGAAACUCGCGACAGAGCGUCGUGGGCUGCUAUUCAAACCGUCAUGGCCAUCGGAUAUCGCACACCGCAGCUUUCACUCCGAGACAGCCAAUCAGUGCACAUUGAAAAAGCAGACCAAUGUUUGAGGAAUGCACAGACUGUUGUGUCGGAACUUGUCACGCGUGAUGAGGAUUUGCUCGGCGUUCAGAUCUUACUAGGUAUUGUCAUGCUGUUCCAGAAUAGUCGCGACCCGAAACCCGCGAGUGUUCUUAUUGGAACAGCGGUUAGGUUGGCGCAUAGACUAAAGCUGCACUCACAAGAAGCGGCGAUGCAGUUUCCGGCUGCGAAAGCUGAGCAGAGAUCGCGCGUGUUUUGGAUUGCGUACACUCUUGACAAGGACAUUUGUCUUCGCGCACAAACACCUUCAUGCCAGUUUGAUGAAGAUAUCGACAUUAGCCUCCCUGCACUUGCGCCACCUGACAGUGUUGGUUUAAUAUGGACGCAAAACGGCCAAGUCCACUUCAAUUACCAUCGAAGGCGCGUGGAACUUGCUUACAUACAGGGCAAAGUGUACGAUCUUUUGUACUCCAACCGCUCAAGCAAAGCGACAGCCCAAGAGCGACAGCGACGAGUAUCCCGACUUCAAUCCAUGCUAGAUCAGUGGUACGAGCGCAUUCCAACCGUCUUCCAUAUCGAACAUGUCGCUGCGACAGUGGGGCCAAGCCAGCUUGUGCAGAUGACAAAGAUGCACCAUGCGUUUUUGCUGACAGAAGUGAUGAUCCAUGGUAUUUACAGCCAUAAUGCAGAAUGGGUAAAAAGGAUCAGCUCUUUUAGCAGAGCUACGAUAACCUCUGUUGGAAACUUGGAGAAUAGGGGGUUUGGCGGCGCUGGGAAGUGUCAAGAUCAAGCACCGCCUUUACCCGAUGGAUGGAAUCAUUGCGUGGACGUGAGCAGAGGGUGCAUGAAGUUAUUCCAGGAAGCUACACCAACAGAGUGUCUAAUUUGGCAAUGCAGCUGCUCUCAUUUCUCAGCGCUGAUUGUCCUCCUCGCCAACAUGAUCCUCAAUCCCGGCCACCACUCAAUCCACAUUGAUCAACACCUCUCAGUAAAAGCGCUCGAUCUCUUAGACAAGCUUCUGAAGAUAAUUGACGACGAGGCGUUCAGGGCUUUCCGAAGUGUCGUUGGUGAACUUAGCCAGGGAGCGCAAACGGCUGUGGCGGCGUAUCGAGAGGAGCUCAAAGGUUUGGGGAAGGAUGUCUUUGAGGCGCUGAAUGUGGAUGAUGUGGCUGUGCAGGAAGUAGAUUUUCUACCGGCGGGAGACAUGUUUGAGGGGCUUGAUGGACCGUUUGUUGGGCUGGACGGACCGUUUGUCGGAUCGGGAGGGGAGAUUGAGCAGGGGUUUGGAGACGGGAUGAACUUCAUGGACGGCAGCGUGUUGGACAUGGAGUUUAUGAUAUGA